AAACGGGUCCAACGGCCCCGAGGACCGAAUCGCCUCCAAGCAGCGUCGGGAGAAGAAGUUCCGUACCCUUCACUCCACUAUUCCGGUCAACCCUUCUCCGCCUCCGCGGCUCCGCCUCCGCCUCCUCACGCCGCUAUGCCGCCAGCCAGUAGCCUCAGCGCCGACCAGCUCAGCUUCUUCGAGGCCAAUGGUUACCUCGUGAUGGACUCGUUCUCGAGCGCGGAGGAGGUGCGGGAGAUGCGGGACCGCAUGGCCGAGCUUGUAGCUGGGUUCGAUGGCGCCAACUCCGCCGUCUUCUCCACCAAGGAUCAUCGCCAGUUGAAGGAUGAUUACUUCUUUAAAAGUGCAGAGAAUAUCUCUUUCUUCUUUGAGGAAAAGGCGUUUGGAGAUGAUGGAUGCUUGAAACAGCCAAAAGAACUUUCAAUUAAUAAAGUUGGGCAUGCAUUACAUGAACUUGAUCCCGUGUUCAAAAAGUUUUCUUUCUCGGAGAGUGUUGCAAGCUUGUUCUCUUCUUUAGGCUACAAGAGGCCUGCAGUCAUUCAAUCUAUGUACAUCUUUAAGCAACCAGGUAUUGGUGGUGAGGUGGUGCCGCACCAGGAUAAUACAUUCCUUUACACGGAACCUCGAACAUGCACAGGGUUGUGGCUUGCACUUGAAGAUGCAACAAUGAACAAUGGUUGCCUGUGGGCAAUUCCAGGAUCACAUAAAAAGGGUUUGGUGAGGCGUAUGAUCAGAGAUGAAAAUGGUACACAUUUUGAUCGGCCCUCCCCAGCCUAUGAUCAGAAAGAAUUUGUGCCCCUGGAAGUAAAAUCUGGUGAUUUGGUAGUUAUACAUGGAGAUCUUAUACAUCAGAGUUUUGAGAACCUUUCUCCAGCGUCAAGACAUGCAUUGAGCUUACAUGUAGUUGAUACUGAAGGAUGUGAAUGGUCCAAAGACAACUGGAUACAGAGGAAAACGGCCCCUGAGCCGCUUUAUGUGUCUUAGCAAAACCAGUUACCAGUAGUGCAGUAAAACAACAAAGAUUCCCAGCAAGUGAUUUGUGGACCGCUUCUUUGCACAACAAAAUAAAAUGGGGGAAUCAAGCUGGGCCAUGCUGUUUCCGUCUCACCUGUAAACAUGUAAAUUGUAAAAUACUCUUGCUACUGUGGUGCCGUCAUUGACAUAUCAUAUUUUUUUAAUGCGUCCAAUAAAUGUCCAGUUAUUGUACUAAAUUAAGAGAGGCACACAAGCUUACUUUCCA
Messenger RNA from Sorghum bicolor (sorghum), 1240 nucleotides. RefSeq names its product phytanoyl-CoA dioxygenase 1. The coding region runs from base 136 to 984 and encodes 282 amino acids. Lineage: Eukaryota; Viridiplantae; Streptophyta; Magnoliopsida; Poales; Poaceae. The transcript has 9 exons. The record is from RefSeq and is a predicted model, not a curated record. Gene Ontology annotation, molecular function: phytanoyl-CoA dioxygenase activity.